This is a messenger RNA of Wyeomyia smithii (pitcher-plant mosquito), 3620 nucleotides long. It is a transcript of the gene Sap-r, whose product is annotated as prosaposin. The coding region runs from base 157 to 3213 and encodes 1018 amino acids. The transcript is spliced from 7 exons. The record is from RefSeq and is a predicted model, not a curated record. NCBI's taxonomy places the organism in Eukaryota, Metazoa, Arthropoda, Insecta, Diptera, Culicidae. Gene Ontology annotation, cellular component: lysosome. Gene Ontology annotation, biological process: sphingolipid metabolic process.
GGAAAACUCCCGUCAUUCGUUGUUAAACAAUACACGAACUCGGUCGCUUGUUGGUUUUUGUGUGUGCAGUGCAUUCAUAAAUCCAAAAAAUAGUUUUAAUUAAAUUACUGAUCCAAAAGGUGGAUUACGUGAUAGUGUUCGCGGUCUGAUUUCGUCAUGAAUGGCCUACUGUUCGCCCUGGCCAGCGUUCUGCUGGUAGCGGCUUCGGUUUGGGCAUCUCCGGUCGAAACGAGUGGACAACAGCAGCUUGGCGCCAAGGAAUGCACAUGGGGUCCAAGCUACUGGUGCUCUAAUUUGAAAAACGCAAAAGGCUGCAAUGCGGUCUCCCAUUGCAUCCAAACCGUAUGGGAGAAGCAAACGUACCCGGUAGACAACGAUGAGAUCUGCAACAUUUGUCUGGAUAUGGUUAAGCAGGCCCGCGACCAGCUGGAGAGCAACGAAACCCAAGCCGACCUGAAGGCAGUUUUUGAGGGAUCGUGCAAUCUGAUCCCGAUCAAAGUUGUCAAGAAGGAGUGCAAACGGCUGGCGGAUGACUUUAUUCCGGAACUGGUGGAAGCGCUAGCGUCGCAGAUGAACCCGAACGUGGUUUGCAGCGUUGCCGGCUUGUGCAACAAUGCAGCGAUCGAUAAAAUGCUCGAGGAAAUGCCGGCUGUUAAGCCGAUGGACGAAGAUGAUGUAGAUGUGCAGCCGGAACUGGUGACCGACGCAAGUGAACAGGAAUUCAGCUGCAACAAGUGCAACAACAUUGCAGAGUUGAUUUCGAACCGUUUCCAUUCGAGUGAUCGUGACCAAGUUUUGGAGGGUUUCCUACGAUUCUGUGGCCAAAUGGGAUCGUUUUCCGAUGGCUGUUCCAGCAUUGUGCUCUCCUACUUUGCUGAUAUCUACGAUCAUAUGACUAAGCAAUUGAACGCGAAGAAUAUCUGCCACAUGUCAGGAGCAUGCGCUGAUCAGUACCACCAACAUGAAGAAAGUGAAAACAUCGAAGUUCGUCCGAUGGGUGGCGUCGGAGUUAUCAAAGUCGACGGUGGUGAUGACAUUCCGUGCAAGCUGUGUGAACAGUUGGUUGACCACCUGCGAGAUGUUUUGAUCGCUAAUACCACCGAACUGGAAUUCAAACAAGUUUUGGAGGGUCUCUGCAAGCAGACUAAGUCGUUCAGCAAGGAAUGUCUUAGCUUGGUAGAUCAGUAUUAUGAAGAAAUCUAUAACACACUCGUCCAUAACCUCAAUAGUAAUGAUGCCUGCUUCAUGAUCGGUGUUUGUCCGAAAGGUUUGGGGGCUGCUUCAACAGGUCCAAUCAUGCCCAUUGUUCCGAUAAAGGUAGCUAUAAUGCAUGACCAAUCUGUUGCUGAACAGAAAGAUGCUCCCAAAAAGUUAUUGGGCGAUGAUGAACCCAAGCUGUCUGCUGUUGAAGUACAGCAAGCCCAACUUCCCAUCGACCGUUUGAUGGGCGCACCCCUAUCCUUGCAAUUGGUUGAAAAUGGUCGCUUUUGCACUAUUUGUGAAUACUUCAUGCAUUUUGUACAGGAAGCGCUGAGUGAACCAGCAAACGAAGACGAAAUCAAACGAGUUGUUUCUUCAUCCUGCGAUCAUUUGCCAAAGGCUAUGAGCGGCGAAUGUCGUACAUUCAUUGAUAUGUACGGCGAUGCAGUUAUCGCGUUGUUGAUUCAAUCCAUUGACCCGCGCGAAGUGUGCCCACAGUUGCGCAUGUGCCCGGCGGCUAACGAAGACAUCGAAAUUUUCUCACCGGCAGAGAUUGACGUUACAAUCGACGCCAACGCCGGUAAGGACAAGCCUACAUGUCCACUGUGCUUGUUCGCCGUGACUCAGCUAGAAGAAAGCAUAAAAAAUGGUCGCACCAAGGAAAACAUCAAACAAGCGUUGAGUAAACUCUGCUCGCACCUCUCCCCGAAGCUGAAGUUAGAGUGCACCGAUUUUGUGGAUACCUAUUCGUCGGAACUUGUAGAAAUGCUUGUUUCCGAUUUUACUCCCCAAGAAAUUUGCGUAUACCUGAAGCUCUGUGUUGACCAACGACCAGAUUUGAGCCUUCUUAACAUGGAAUUCGAACGAGAAAAUCGACACCAGCUAAAGCAUUUCGAUGUUGAAACCAAUGAAAUUCCAGAUAUCACUGUUAACGGUCAGAUUACCGUGGAUCACCAGUCCGGUGUCUCUACGCCAGAAUGUUUAGUAUGCGAGGAGAUGGUCAAAGAGGUUGAGAAACGCGUCAAAAACAAGAAGAAUAAGGAACAAAUUAAAGAAGCACUUGAACAUGCUUGCGAUCGUUUGCGCAAAUAUAAAACGAAAUGCGAACGUUACGUUGAACAGCACAGUGACCAAAUUGUUGAUUUGCUGAUGAGACAAUUGACACCGAAGGAGAUUUGCCGCACACUGGGUUUCUGUAUUGCGAAGGAAAUUGAUGAACUGGAAGUCGAUGAAGCCCUUCUAGACUACGUUGUGGAGCCGGUAGUUGCAGAACCACCGAAGGAACUUUUGUCUCCCAUCGAGGUUAAGGACAAUCAGCCUCCGCAGUGUGCCAUCUGUGAGUUUGUAAUGGUCAAACUAGAGUCGGAACUUGCCGACAAGAAAACCGAACAGGACAUUGAGAAUGCAGUUCGGUCGAUUUGCUCAAAACUUCCGAAUACGGUAACCAAACAAUGCGACCAUUUGAUCGACCAGUACGGACAGUUUAUAAUCAAAUUUUUGGCUACCGUACCGCCGAAAGAAAUAUGCACUCGAUUGGCAUUGUGUCAGAAGCAAUUGCAGCUACUAGAAGACAGCAGCCUGGAAAUAAUUGAGUGUGCCGUCUGCCAAGGUGCUGUCGAAGCGGUUGACAAAAUAAUCGCCAACGAGAAGAUUGACCAUGACAUUGUGCAGGAUGUAGAAAAGAUUUGCAAUACCGUGCCAGCCAAGUUCUACGAAAAGUGCGAAAAGAUGAUCGCAGUGUACGGCAUUAGUAUGGUGCGCCAGCUGCAAAACUACGUCGAGAAAGAGCAGGUCUGCGUUAAUAUGGGUAUGUGCAGCAGCCCCACCGACUUCGUGCGUUUUGAAGAUGAGGUCGAAAAGAAAGACCGCGUCGAGAAGAAACAGGCAUAUUUGGUGGGCAAGCAGGAAUGUACCUGGGGACCGCAGCACUGGUGUGCUAGUGAAGAGAAUGCUCAGAAGUGUAAUGCCAGCAAGUUUUGUUCAGAAAAGAAACUUGGUAAGUGGCAGCAGUAAUUCCAAAAGUAACGAAAAAGGGAGCGGUGACCGUUCGUAGGCGAACAGUAGCUUUGAAUAAUGUAAACGAUACCAAGAAGUGCUAUAGUAGAUCGAUUUAGGAUGUCAUGAAGGAAUAUCUUUCUUUUUUACCCGAUUCGUUUUGCGUUUUAUUAAUAACAUUACCAAUAUAGGAAAACACCGAGAGGUCAGUUUUUAUCUGGUGAUGAAUCUUUAGGAUUUAAUCAUAUUUGUCAGCGAAAAGGGGUAAGUAUUGAACGUUAUUCGAGAGAAAAAAACAACAAGAUAGCCCUCAUCGCCGACUCAAAAAUUAGGCUGUUGAUAUCGGUUAAUUCACAUUUACCUGUAUAAAUAUGUUGUAAAAAAAAGAAAACGAGUGAAUUUUAAUAAAAAUAAAUUUAUAUUGA